GCAGUAACAGCUUGAUAUCUUUUGAAACAAAUAUAAAGAAGUACAAGUCAUUUUCCGAGCGUCUUUGGAGCAAACAUAACAGAUAUUUUGAACUUAAAGUUUUAACCGAAAAUGCCAGGAUCAGGCUCUAUGCUUACAAUAAUAUUGCUGACAUCAGUUGCUGUUUUGCAACUUUCCGAAGCCGGUUGUCCAGGUAACCAUACUCGUACGCCUUGUGACGAAGGAAAUCCAUGCAGAUCAGGCUGGGCAUGCUUGGGACCUGACGGUAACCAGACUUGCUACAAAUGCAGGUGCAAUCGGAUAAGUGAAUGUGAACUCAACAACGGCAACUUGGUGUGUAAUUGUGAAAACUCGAAUGGCUUCACAGGAGAAUUUUGCAAGUGUCCGCCAACUGUCGCCUGUGACUAUGCCUACUUAUUUAGCGGUGUGUGCACCGAGUUUUACAAUGAAUUUAAAACAAUCGACAACGUUAAAAUAAGGAACGACGUGCCGGUCAUAGAUUAUCUUGAAUCAACCCUUGACGGUUGCAGGAGUAAGUGUCUUGACAAUAUUGAUUGUCAUUUAUUUACUUUCUCGGAAAGAGAUGAAUGUACAACAUAUGGUCCACCUAAUCCAGUGGACAUCUUGGACCAUCUCGACGGAGAUACAGAUUUUCAGCUGCGUAUUAGAAAGUGUAAAAAGUGCUUUUGAAUACUUGGGAGCGAAGCGAUAGAUUUUAAAGUCCGUUAGAUUGAAAUGAUUAGACAGACCUACAAUAACAUAAGAACACAUACAGACUUCCCUAAUAGAGACAAAUAAUGAACUCAGUUGUGAAUGCUUUUGUCGUAAGUGUACUUAGAUCUCUUUUGUUGUUAAUGAACCAGUGUUUCAGAUAAUUAAUCAGAAUGUUUUUACUUUUACACUGGGCUAUAAAACCAAACGUACAUGGGGCGUGUUUGUUUUAUUUCCGGAAUAUUUUGUUUUAUUUAGUUUCACUUAAAUAUGAAUGUAAGUGACAUAUAACAAUAUUUGAAGUUUGUUAAUAUCAAAUCCCUCCAAUGAAAAUUAUUCUAACAAAUCUGUUUCGAAAUGUAUUUCAAUAGCAAACUUCAGGGAUAGUUUAAUAAAUUCAUAACCUCCGGCAAA
Molecule: messenger RNA, 1125 nt
Organism: Mercenaria mercenaria
Lineage: Eukaryota; Metazoa; Mollusca; Bivalvia; Venerida; Veneridae
Exons: 6
Coding region: 112-690 (192 amino acids)
Source: RefSeq, a predicted model, not a curated record